ACCCUGUUGCCACAGUUGCAACGGAGACACAGACUAUAUUCUGUUUUUGGGAGAAUUUGAUACUGAAGCUAAUAGUACAACCAAACGUUAUCCUGGCGUGGUGAACACAGGAACUGACCCACGAUGAGCGCCACUUACAAGGAUGCCAACACCUUGGCUGCUGAGGCUCAAGAACAGGAUGAGGGGGAAUGGAUAACUUAUGAUGCCAAGUGCUCGUCUCAGUCCCUCACUGCUUGGCUAAAAGAGUGGGCUCCUUCGAAAACCCCAGCUGAUGGUGUUGGUUGGCUUUGUGUCCGCGGCUACAAUGUUGACGACUCAGAAAUACCUGAAGCAGAAGUGGACGAGCUUUUGGUCGCUUGGGAAGACCUGAAGGAGUCUGGAAAACCAAUUGACUUACCGACCAUUCGUGAGCUAGCUAAAAAGUACCAUGUUACAAGCGGUAAAUGGCUCCUGCAUGUGGACACAGGUGUAAAGGGAGAUUAUUUUUGGAAAUUGGUAACGAGGGGAAUUGUUGAUGGUCAACUUCCAUCUAAUUUCGCGAAAAUCAGUCCUAAUAAGGGUCCAAAACAUGUAAUAUGUAUUUACAAUAAAGAUUUCACAAACGAAGAGCAAGUGUGCAGCCUGGAAAAAGGCCUUCGCAGCAUUGGCAUAAAAUCCCAGCUCUCCUAUAAGCCCGAUGUAUACACACACAUAGGAAUAUAUAGGAAAAACAAAUGGAAACUCCGUCCAACCAUAUACAAGAGUGAUUACAAGAUCACUACCAAUCAGUCUAAAAUAACUACCACUUAAAAUGUUCCUCAAUCUCUUUAUUUCUGAGUUAAAGGGAAAUUCCUGUGAUGAAUUUGCUUGUUUGUUUGGUUAUAUUGUUUCUAUAUUUUGACAUAAAUGUUGAUGUUUUCUUAUGUAGGUAAUUGUCUGCAUAAAUGCUUACUAAAAACGUGUACUGUUUAUACCACAUUCAGUUUUAAUAUGGAUAACUUUUUUUAGUAAUUUGACAGAGAAAUAUGUUGAUUAAGCAAAUAGGGUAUUGUUAUAUUAUUGAUUUAUAUAUAAACAAUAUGUAAUUCAAA
Messenger RNA from Procambarus clarkii (red swamp crayfish), 1070 nucleotides. Its product is annotated as UPF0696 protein C11orf68 homolog. The record is from RefSeq and is a predicted model, not a curated record. Lineage: Eukaryota; Metazoa; Arthropoda; Malacostraca; Decapoda; Cambaridae.